Dreissena polymorpha is the source of this 2276-nucleotide messenger RNA. RefSeq lists its product as uncharacterized. The transcript has 2 exons. The record is from RefSeq and is a predicted model, not a curated record. The coding region runs from base 467 to 985 and encodes 172 amino acids. Lineage: Eukaryota; Metazoa; Mollusca; Bivalvia; Myida; Dreissenidae.
AAAAAUCCGGUUUAAGCGGAAAGUGUCGUCCCUGAUUAGCCUGUGCGGAUUGCACAGGCUUAUCUGGGACGAUACUUUACGCACAUGCAUUAAAUCCACUUUUCACAGAGCACGGCUCAUAUUAUUUCACUCACAAUUUACAAUAAUAAAAAUCUUGAUUAUAGUUAUUUUUUCAUAUAUUUUUAACAGAUUUAGAAACGUAUGUUUAGCAGCGGUUACCAAUAUAUUGCAGAGAAUUUCCGAUCAUGUUUUUGAGGUUUAAUAAUUCGUUUCGUUUUUAAGGGUAGUGUGAGAUUCUUUAUAUACGGUUAUAAAAUUGGUUAUUAAAUAGAGCGUCACGCUGUUCAAUUAUUUUUUUAUGAAUUGAUUACAACUUAGUGUUCUUACCAUUCGCUUUUAUGAACGUCUUGGCAAACGUUCUUCUUGAGACCUAUGAUUUUCGUUGUCCAUAUCCAGGGUCGGUUUAAUGGAGGACAGCGGGCGGCAAAUCGGCGACAACCGCCCGGCCGCCUCGUCCGGCAUACAUGUGGACGACAAAGAUGACGUCAGCUCGGAUAACGAUGUUGCCAAGAUCUGGCAACAUAAUCCCACCUAUGAUGACAUGUCGCAAUUUACAGCAAACCCGUUGUUUUUACCUGCUGGCAAUUCUCCACCGCCACACCAUGCUAACUUCGCCACCUUCAAAGGCGUACAGGAGAAGCCGAAACCGUUCUCGCAGAUGGAGCUGAAUGAUUUAAGCGGUGAACGAAUGAGGCCGAUUCAGCCACGUCAAAGUGACGUCCCCAACCACAGGUUUGACGUCACGAUGCUAGCGGAGCCAUCUGAGACGUCAGUGUCGACGUCACGGCCCUCAAGCGUAACCUCUGUGGGGCAGAUCCCUAAGCCGGGCCCCAAAGUGACCAUCCCUCUGCACCGGCCUGACGAGUUUGACAACAUGAUUGAACAGAUGAAGACAGACGCAUGCCUGACGGAUGUGCAGACGUAACUGGAGCAAGCAUCUGGGCGGUUUCUGAAUUGUAUCGUGAAAGCGAAAGAUGAACUUUAACAUAUUUUUUAAAGAUGUAAUAUGAAAUAUAAUAUUUACGAAAUUUGCAUAAGCAUGGGCGGUUUAUGGCUAUCGGCAUGAAUACACAAAAUUGUAAAUUAACAAUAAUUUUACACAUGAUUUGUUUAAGUCAUUGUUUUGUUGGUCAUUGAUUAUUAACAUAAGUGUAAAGUUGUACAAUGAAACAUGUGUAAUAAAAAUGAUAAAAUUUUUAAUAAUUUAUUAAGCUGAUAGACAUAGAUCAGACAACAAACCGUCGACUAAUGUCCAACUAUUUUAUACAUAAAAUGUGUUUGUGUGUGUAUUGUUAUUACACACACUAGCAAUAUGAGAAAUAAAUGUUUUAUGUUAACCAAAUGCUUUUAAAUUGUUUUUAGCUUUUUAUGUUAGUAAGCAAUAAAAGCGAGUUUUUCAAUGAGAUAAAUGCACAUUAAAAUGACACCGAACACCAUUAUAACUGGAUCGUUACAGCAAUUUAUGGAAGUUAUUUGUUAUGGAUGUUAUUGUGAAUAUUUUUACCCAACAGUAGCCGAAUUAGUUUUUGUAUUGUUAGAGUAAUACUUUCGUUAAAAAAAUAUGUUAACCUUUCAAAUGCAAAUGCUAUCAUUUUUUAUCUCUUGGUGAAAUGCGUUGAUUUUCAUUUUCGGAAACAUAAUUGAUGACAAAGAGUUUAUUUGAGACGUAAAUAUGUUUGUGUAUCCAAGUUCUAGCAAAAAGUUAUGUUCGAAGUUUACUGUCUAAACAUCUAAACGUCAUAAUAAGUUUUGGAUAAAAUCUUGUGUGGCGCAUGUGUUUCUUUAAGGCUUUUACUAGUGCAAUUCCAUCUGCGUGUAUAUGCAUUUUACUAAAUAUGUAUUCAAACUUCCUUUCUUUUCUAAUGCUAUUUGUAAUUCUUUAUACCAGACAUAUGGCAUCCAUUGUUUAAAACAACUUUUAUGCUAAUUUUUAAUUUGACGUUUUUGCAAAAUAAAUGACAGUUUUUCGAAUAAAGAAAAUUGUGGAAUAUAUAAUAUUUAAAUUUAAUAAUGUUAAUUUUCCUUUUAUUUAUAAAACUUUAUAAUUUUCGAUUAAAGUGCGCCAACAAUAUUCUUUGCAUUCUAUUAAAUAUGCACCUGUGUUGAAAUUAAUAAUGAAUAAAUAAUUCAUAUGAUAAUAUAUAUGUAUUGUUAAAACAUAUUUGAAUUCUACUUAAGUUGCUUUAUCUUGCUUUCAAUAAAUUCUAUAAAAAAAA